GUAAUAGACUGUAAUUGUCACCUCUGUCCGACCUCACCUCCCCCUCAAUUAUUUUCCUUUUGCAUGAGAAAACAAACUUCACACUCUUCACAUGCAGACAAACCUGUUCAUGUAUCUGUAUGUAUAUCCUGCAGCAGUUCUGUGUGAUUGUAAAGCUGUGAUGUGCAUUGAUGUGCAAAUAUGGAGAGAUAUCAGCUGUUUGUGAUGCUCUUGGAAGUGUAAGUUAAAGCCCGCCCAGCCACCCAUACAAACUGACCAAAGGACCACCACAGGUAGACUUAAAAAAAACAAAAAAAAAAACACCGGAGCACAUUUCCUCAAAGACAUGUGCCGUACCGUAACAAAAGCCAGGUUCCACACUCUGGUUCAUACUCCAGGAAGUGACAUCAUUUUUGUGGGAUAACAACAGCAGCACCAGCAUCAACAGAGGAAGGCAUCAUGCUGGAUGAGGUGGUUGUGAACGAGCAGCCGUCGACAGACACAGAGGAGUCGAUGCCAUGUUUCCAGACUCCAGGCCCCACUGUCACCUUCCAUCAACUCCGUUACCGUGUCAAGGAACGAUUAGGAAUGUUUAGUAGGCAGUGGGUUGUAAAGGACAUUCUCAAAGAUGUCAGUGGCAUCAUGAACCCUGGAAUGAAUGCUAUAAUGGGCCCUACUGGAAGUGGAAAGACAUCGCUUCUGGAUGUCAUCGCAGGACGAAAAGAUCCUAAGGGCUUAAAAUCUGGUCAAGUUCUAGUUGACAACACCAUCGUGACCUCUGACCUCAGGCUCUGCUCUGCAUAUGUAGUUCAGAAUGACAUUCUGAUGGGUACUCUGACUGUAAGGGAGAACUUGGCAUUCUCUGCCAAUCUUCGUUUGUCACGAAAGGAGUAUUCCUCAUCCGACAAAAAGAUGAGGGUGGAUUCCGUCAUCCAGGAGCUCGGCCUCAAAGAUUGCGCAGACACAAAGAUUGGGACAAUGUUUUUGCGUGGUGUUUCUGGUGGAGAGAAGAAGAGGUGCAGCAUCGGUAUGGAGCUCAUCACUUCCCCCUCCCUCCUGUUCCUGGAUGAGCCCACCACAGGCCUGGACGCCAACACUGCCAACUCCAUCAUGGAACUGCUGCAGAAGCUCUCCAAAAAGGGUAAGACUGUCAUCUUCUCCAUUCACCAACCUCGCUACUCCAUCUUCAAGCAGUUUGACCACCUCACCCUCAUGAAUAAAGGAGAAAUCAUCUACGCCGGGGCUGCCGACAAAGCCAUUACCUACUUUGAGGACUUGGGAUACAAGUGUGAGCCAUUCAACAACCCGGCAGACUUCUUCCUGGAUGUCACAAAUGGAGCUGUCCUUCCUCAAAUUCACAACAAUAAAUCAGAAAAGUGUAGCAGCAGCAGUGAGGAGAUUGUGGAAAAUGAGAACCCUCUGGCAGUAAUUUACAAACAGUCCCCUCAUUUCAUCAAAGUGAAAGACCGACUCAACCAGAUUUCAGAUGGGCUUGACCCUGAGGUCACUAAAGGUGACAGGGUCAGUUACGCCACACCUUUUUAUUACCAGCUCCUUUUGGUGAGUGGCCGCACUGUAAGAAACAUCUUGAGGAAUCCUCAGACCUCCUAUGCCCAACUGUUCCUCAACAUUUUCUUUGGUAUUUUAGUGGGACUGAUCUACUACCAGAUCCCACACACUUUACCAGAGGCUCUUCAGAACAGAACAGGAGCUUUCUUUUUUCUGGUCAUCAAUAUGGUGUUUGGCAAUCUGUCAGCGGUGGAGCUCUUCAUCAGCGAGAGAGUGCUCUUCAUCCACGAGAACUCGAGUGGUUUCUACCGCACCUCUGUCUACUUCCUGUCUAAAGUGUUUGCUGACCUCAUUCCAAACCGCAUCCUCCCCGUCUUCAUCUUUUCUGCCAUCCCGUACUUCAUGAUGGGUCUGAAGCCUGAUGUGGAGGCGUUCUUCCUGUACUGUUUGACCAUGAGUAUGGUCAGUCUGUCAGCAGUGAGCUUGGCCUUCUUGGUCAGUGCCAGCGUGGGCUCCUUCGCCAUGGCUAACAUCCUCAUCGCACUGCCUUUUGUCUUUAUGAUGGUGUUUGGAGGUUUCCUGGUGAACCUGAAUUCAAUGCUGAGCUGGAUGUCCUGGCUGAAGUGGGCCAGUAUUUUCCGAUAUGGCUUCAAUGCACUUGCCAUCAAUGAACUAAAAGAUCAAGUCUUCACCAGUAACUACACCAGGAUGACAGGUGACAUGUACCUGGAUCAUCAAGAGAUCGACCACAGCACUUGGGGUUUUUGGCAGAACCAGGUAGCUCUGACAGGCAUUAUGUCCAUAUGUCUGAUUCUUGCGUACGUGCAGCUGCGGCGGAUCAAUCGCUGGAAGUGAUGGAAUGACGCUGGUUGUGUAAUCAGUGUCACUCACUUUUUAAAAUUCUGAACCCUGAAAUCAGGAAAUACUUUUCAGCCUUUCAACCAUAAAGCCUUACAUAAUCCACAUAAUUCACUACCUCAGUCAUCUCGUUUUCUACAAAUUGUAUAAAAUUGUAUUAAAAUUUGUAAAUAUUUCAUUUGUUGUAAACUGAAUACAGAUUCUGGGAACCUGAAAAAUGAUACUUAGAUUUUAUGCCUUACAUGUGCUUUUAUUUUGGCUUGUUUUAAAUCUUUAAACAAAAUUUUCAUCUUUUUGAGACAUGCAGCAUCUAUUGCCAAGGAUGCUAAAUUAGUAAAUCUCACUAUUAGUAAAAACCUUAUAUACACAUUUCCCCCCCCCCAACAUGAGUUGAAUACAAUGACCAGUAUAAUUCUGCAAAAUAUUCAAAGUGAAGGGAAACUGACAGAAGCAUCUGCAGAAGCCACAACUCCUCAUUCUUGAAAUCACAUCAAUUUACCUUGGAGUUAAUCAGUCAGGACUGAAUGAAAGUACAACAAAUCUUUUCUUUCAGACUUACAACUAAGCAAAACAGCUUAGUUUAAAAGAAAAAAAUAGGGCAGGGUCUUGGCUCCAUCCAUCAGAUGAGAUGUGGACGUUGCAGUCAAAACAGAGGCAGAUCUGAAUGUGAACUUGCUUUUGAGGUGUGGUCACUAACAAAACAAAUUGGAAACAAAACAAAAAGGGUCCAUUAUCAAUGCAUGAAGCACUGCUCUUAGUCACUUUCAAGAUGAGUAGCUUUCUGUUGGUCAACGUAGCGAAUGUGCAUGAUCCACUUCAAAGUCCCUUUCAAGGAAAGUCUUUUCACUCGGUGGCCAUAUUUGCAAUGCCUCCGGGGCAGCUAUUUCGGGCAUCCAAGACCAAGUCCUAUUUGAAUGGUGAAAUCCUGAAAUCUCAAACUGCUUGGCAAACUCAAAUAUUUCAAAUCAGCCAAAAAAAUCUGACAUGAACUGUCCCAUGAAUGUUUAUGCUCAAAUAGCAUAAAAAAAAAAAAUAAAAAAAAAACACACCCUUAUUUUUCAGCCUAGACUAGCCAAUGCGCAUGUGCAGUCCUAAUCGCUAGUCUCAUGUUUCUGUGGGAACCGGAGCUUCUAACAGCAGCUGCAGUGAUGCAAUGACUUUAUUGAUCAAUGAUUGGCUCUUUUACUUGGAAGGUGGGAUGUAUUCCGCCAUAUUGCACGUUGCAGUUUCUCCCAUUCAUAACUAAUAGGACAGGAGUGAACCGUCUUUCUAUAUCUAUAGUCUGUCCACUUGAAUACUCACAAAAUCUGCAAACUUUUUCGAGUGAAAUUUUUACUGGCAAAAUUCAAGAGCAAUGGUAAAUAUGACCACACCUUAAGAAAGGGGUGGGGUUUAAGCAGACUAAAUGAUUGGAAAAGUCAUGUUUACAUUGCCAGAAAGACAGAUCAACUGGAAUAUUUAGUUAAUACAUUAAAUAAAGUUUAUACAUAUGAAAAUUCUAUAGAGGAACUGAAUGGCAUUUAACUUUCAAAGCCAAGUGAAAAAAGCCAUUUACAAACAAAGAAACCAUAGAGAAUGGGUUUGGAAUUUAAUUUUAAUUUUAAAAAAACAAAACAAAACAAAGGCUCAGUCAUAACAGUGUGAAGCACAAGGAUAAAAUUUGACAUUUAGCAACAUUUAGGGAGCAGUGACUGAUCAAUCAGUGAGGGGCAACAAUUAGUGGAUCAAAUGAAGAAUGUCAACAUAACUUUCCCCAUUAGCUCAUUAAUAACAGACACAAAGUGACAAAGUUAGAGAAAUCAACAUCCAUUAUGACCAAAAUGUUACCCAUUAAAAAAUAAAAGUUUAAAAUCACUGGCCUUGCAGAUGUAUUUGCAGUUAAAGAGGGAGGCAGGGAUAUUAGAGCAUCCUAAAUCAUUUCAUCUUCAUUCUCAGGGGUGUCAUACUCCUGCUUCCAUUAAAAGGCACAAUCUAUUUCCAUAUAUACACUUCUUGAAACGCUCAGAUGCAUGUGCAUAUUUAAAGAAGCAUUGUACAACUAAAAGAAAUUACUUUUAAAAAUAAAAAUCCCCACAAUAGCGCACAAAAAAAAA
Ctenopharyngodon idella (grass carp) is the source of this 4439-nucleotide messenger RNA. It is a transcript of the gene abcg2c, whose product is annotated as ATP-binding cassette, sub-family G (WHITE), member 2c. The record is from RefSeq and is a predicted model, not a curated record. Bases 439 to 2343 code for a protein of 634 amino acids. The transcript has 17 exons. Gene Ontology annotation, molecular function: ATP hydrolysis activity; ABC-type transporter activity; ATP binding. NCBI's taxonomy places the organism in Eukaryota, Metazoa, Chordata, Actinopteri, Cypriniformes, Xenocyprididae. Gene Ontology annotation, cellular component: plasma membrane.